Molecule: messenger RNA, 7362 nt
Organism: Plasmodium malariae
Lineage: Eukaryota; Apicomplexa; Aconoidasida; Haemosporida; Plasmodiidae
Product: DEAD/DEAH box helicase, putative
Exons: 2
Coding region: 1-7362 (2453 amino acids)
Cellular component (GO): cytoplasm
Molecular function (GO): ATP binding; nucleic acid binding
Source: RefSeq, a predicted model, not a curated record
AUGAAUUUGGUAAUUAAUGAUUAUCGAAUUAAUGAACGCACAGGUAUGAAAGUUUUAAGAAUAGCAGAAGAUGAUAGUAGAAACAGGUAUUCAUUUAUUAAUGACUACACAUCAAAUGAUUUUGAGGACCUUGAAAAAAUAGUAAACAAUGAGAACAUAAGUGUAGAUUGUAAAAUAGAAUUAUGUUAUUCCAAAUUAAAUAGUAGCAUAUUUGAUAUAUUUAGAAUUAUUGCAGAUUAUAACAGCUUAUAUAUCAUAAAUGGAGAAGGAUUAAUAAUUCAUAUUUGCAUGUUGUUAUCAAAAUUUUAUUCGUUUGAAUAUGAAGAAAAUAAAAAUAUUCUUUCGUUUACCAAUUCUUUGAAUAUUAGUAGUGUAAUAUAUUACAUAGAAAAAGUGUUAAGUGAAUUUUCUCUUUGUAAUGCUAAUUUUCAUAUAAUAUUUUUUAAUUUAUUUAAAAUAUUCUUUGAAAAAGAAACGCAAUUAUUUGAAAAUUAUAAUUUAAUAAGAAACGUAUUUAUAAUUCAUUGUAAGAAAAAUCUAAUACCCUACUUUAUAUUUGAUAACUGGUAUAAUGACGAUAAUUAUAAUAUUUACUUAAUUAAAUACAAACCUUUAUUUAUGGUAGUAGAAGAUAGCUCUUCCUUUUUAUACGCAUUUAAUAAGUUUUAUGUAAGCUCAACUGAGAAUGAUGAAACUUUGAGUGCAGUUACAUUGAAAACUACUUUGGUCGAUAAUAUCACUUCCCCCGUUACAGCUGAUUGUGAUGAUGUAAAGAGGUUGGAAAAAGAGAAAAGUUACAAGGAAUAUGUAAGGAAAAAAAAGAUAUAUGAUUAUUACAAUGAAGAAAUUAGGGAGUUAUCUAUUUGUUUUUAUUUUCUUAUAAUUAAUAACAUACUAAGGGAUAUAAAAUGUGUUUUUCUAUUCAAUUUUGAAUCAGAAAAGAACACUGUAAAUGCUUUUUCUAUUAAUUAUAAGGGUAUUAAUUUCAGGUCAGUACAGAAAUUGAAUGACGAAUCGGCAGUGUUAUUUGAUACGAUAUUUUAUGGGAAGAACAGGGGAGAAGAGGUUAAAAAUAGAGAGGCAAACGAUGAUCAUUUAAAUAAUAUGCUUAUUAUUUCAGAGGACACGAAAGAUUAUGAUUUAUUAUAUAAGGAUGAAGGAAAUAUUACGGAAGAAGAAUAUCGUAUUCGUGAUAUGUUUUUAGAAGAGGCAAAGUCAGAUGUCAUAUACUUGAAAAAUAUUGUUUUAAAAUUGUUUUAUGAAAAAAAUAAAGCAAAUAUUUCACUAUUAGAUGACAAGGGAAAAAAAUACUUUUUCUUAAUUUUAAAACUCUUAUUAUUGCAUAAUUAUUUAAUUGAAAAGUUAAAUAUGAAGAAUUUGUGUUUAUUUGAUUCGCAAAAUAUGAAUGGCGAUAUAUAUAAUGAUGGUGAUGAUAAUAUUUUGAAAAUGUUGAAGUUAUUUACUGAGCCCCAUGUGAUUAUGUAUUUAGAUACAUACAAUUUUAUUUUAAGAAUGUUACAAAUAGAAUUGUACUGCGAUGUGUUGAGGAAUGUAAGAAAUACAGACUUCUUAAAUUUCUUUAAUGCUUCCAUAGUCCAUAAUUUACUAAGUUUCAUUUGUUUUAAAUUGUGUAAAAAUAUAUUCACAAUUGAUCAUGAAGAUUUUUUUUUUGAGGAUAGAGAUUUCUUUGAGAAAUCUUUUCAAAAAGUGUCAUAUGACAACUUGUGUUUUUUUCCCAUCGAUUUUUCUUUUUUAAAAGAUGAUAUAAAUAAUAUAAGAAAAGGUAGGUUAACUAAUAUUUUUAAUAAAUGUGAUGAGGUUAGUGAUAUUAAUAAGAACAAGGAGGAUAUUACUAAAGUUGUAGAGCCAAGCAAAGAAAAGAGUGAUGAAAAAAAUAAAACGCUGAACGACAAAAACACUAGUGUGAAUAAUUUAAAUAUUUUAAAUGUUAAUUUAGUUAAAAUUAAAAACGAGUUUAUAGAAACCUUUUUCAGCAUAAAAGAUGUAGUAAAUAAUAGCAAUUUAGAUGAAGAUAAAAAAAUGUAUGUUAAGGUGAAUUUUAUUAACAAAUGUGUAGAAUAUGAUAGUGAAUUUUUUGAAUUAUUAAGAAUGUUACACAUAUCGGAAAGGGAGAACGUAAUGGACAUUUUUAGAAGUUACAUAAAUCCAUCGUUAUAUUAUAGAGAAAGUGAAUCAAAUACGCAGGUCAAUGAAAAAUAUAAGGUAAGAAAUCGACAAAGAGGUGAAAGAAGAAUGGCUAUAAUUGCAAAAUAUUUUUACAUUAGUUCACUUCAUCAUCCUAUAGUUAUUUCUGAAAAUCAUCCUUGGUUGAAAUAUUAUUCAUAUAUUGUAGAAAAUCUUUAUGACUAUUUGAGAGAUGAGAAAGUAAAAAAAGGUAUAAACGCAAGAAUGAAAAAGAUGUUUGAUAAUUCUUCAGAUGAAGAAAUUAGUUCCAAGGAUGAAAAGAAACAAAUAAAUUAUAGUAGAUUUAAUAUGUUUCAAAUAAUGGAUGAUAUAGAUGAGGUGAGUGAAAUAAAUAGUGAGUUAAACUGUGAGAAGCUAAAUAGCAAACAAGAUAAUAAAAAGAUAUGUAAUGACAAAGGAGGAAGAAAAAAUAUUAAAGGAAGCACAAAUUCUGUAAGCAGAAAAGAUGAAAUAUUAAAAAGAAAAGAAAUGUCAAAUGAAAAAAAAACCUAUGAAGUAGAUUUGACAAGAUAUAAUACGUUAGAAACGAAAAUUAAUAAGUUAAGUAGCGAUAAUGAUUACGCAGAGAUGAAUACUUGGUCUUUAGAUAUAAUAUCCGGGUUUAAUAGAUUAGUAGAUGUGUAUAACUUUAAUAAUGUUACUAAUUUAAUUAAGAAUGUUGAUCUUCAAAUUAAAAUUAGUAUGAAAGUGUUAAGUAGUAUGUUUGACAUUUUAAUGUAUACGAAAUUAAAAAAUGUAAAGAGCAGUAAGCAGAAAUCAGAUGCAAUAAAAAGUGUUAUGUUAACUUAUAAAUUAACGAACGAAAUUUUUAGUAAAUUUAAAGAAAAUUUAACUGAAAAAGAUGUUGUGCAGUUACAAACAGUGUUACUUUCUCUAGGUUUUAAAAAUAGUAGUUAUAAUUUGUUUGAAGAAUACGUAAAGAUAAGAAUGAAAAUUGAAAAUGAUUUAGAGAAUGACGAUGGAGAAAAAGAAAAGAUGAGCACUAACAAAAAAGGAAAGGGAAAGGAAAAAAGUAAAUUAAAAGAUGUAAAUAAAAAUAAAAAGGGAAGUGCAGUUGCAAGUAAAAAUAAAGGUAAAAAAAAUAAUAAUGUUGAUGGUGAUAAUGGGGAUGAUAGUUCUGCGAACGGUUCAGAUAAAGUCAAUGAGUUUAACUUAAAAAAUAAAGGAAAAGAAAUAAAAGAAAUUUAUAAAUAUAAAAUUAAAGAAGUAAAGGCGUAUAGUGAGUUAAAAAUUGAUGAGAACAAAGAGCACGAAUUUCAGUUAUAUUACAUGUAUUAUUUAUUAGAUAGAACAACAGGUAAUAUUAAAGAUAAACGUGUGUUAUUUACGUUGGAUACGUGGCAAUAUAACAUUUUAAAUUUGGUAGAUAAAAGAAAGAGUAUUUUAGUUUCAUGCCCUACUAGUAGUGGUAAAACUUUUAUUUGUUAUUAUGUUAUGGAUAAAGUUUUAAGAUUAAAUAAUGAUAGUGUAGUUGUAUAUGUUGCACCUAAUGAUGCAUUAGCUUUACAAGUAUAUCAUGAAGUGAAUGGUCGAUUUAGUACAAAGGGUUAUUCAAAACAUGGUGAUAAUAAAUUAUGUUCUAAUAUGUCUGAUAAAUAUGCAGACAAUAAUGCGUUAGAUGCUCAAAUAAUUAUUAUUUUACCGAGUGUUUUAGAAAACAUUUUACUAUCAUAUUAUUCUCUAAAUUAUCCCAAUGAGCGUUCAUUUGUAUCUAGAUUUAUUAGUAGGAUAGAAUACAUAAUUUUUGAUGAAAUUCAUUGUAUUGGAGAUAAAGAAUUUUAUGGUACACAAAUUGAAAAUAUUAUUCAUUUAACGAAUUGCCCCUUUUUAGCUUUAUCAGCUACAAUAGGUAAUAUAAAUUUUUUCUAUUCGUGGCUUCAGAAUGUUCUUAUAAAAAAAGGAAAAGGUGAUAAAGAACUUCAUUUAAUUAAAUUUUAUGAGAGAUUUUCAGAUUUAAUUCUAUAUGUAUAUACAAAUAGAAAUUUACAUCAUUUAAAUCCAUUAGCAUGUUUUAAUUUUCGAGAUAUUUUAUAUAAAGGUAUAAAUAAAGAUUUUUAUUGUAAUCCAAGAGAAAUAUAUGAAAUUGUAAUAUUAUUAUUUGAAUUAGCUAGAAAAAAUAAAUUUUAUGACCUAGUUGAAUUUUUAGAACCAUCUUUCUACUUCCAGUAUACUAGGUGCAUAAACAAAAAGCAGUUUAUAUAUUAUAUGCACUCAGUGAAAGAAAUGAUUGUGUAUUUAAUACAAAAUAAGUUUAUUACAAAUUCGGAUUAUGAUAUGUUUAAACAUUUUUUGUUAUCAAAUUAUAUGAAAAAUGCUGAUUACGUGAAAGACGAAAAUGCAGUGGUAGAGGAGGUAGGUAAUGAAAUGAUUAAGAAAGAGGAUAAUGAAUCUAUGGAAAAAAAAGUCCAACAAAAUGGUGUUAAUAGUACAAAGAAUUUAUAUAAAAAGGAAAUUAAGGAAAAUACUCUUAAACAACAACUUUAUCAAGAAUUAUAUAAAAGGGUUGUGUUAGAUGAGAAAUAUUUCUUAAAUAAAUCGAACGAUUUAGUAAAGUAUACCGAAAUUGUAAAUAUGGAACAAGAAUAUUUAGAUAGUGAUAAAUUAAUAGAACUGUUAAAAAAAUUGGAAAAUGUAAAAUUUUUGCCGUGUAUUGUAUUUAACUUUGAGAGAAAGGAAUUAGAGGACAUGACUAUUAACUUGAUUAAGGAACUUAUGAGAAGACAACAUGAUAAAUAUUAUGGGGAUGAGGAAAAAGCAUUUAAUACGAAGAUGGAAAAUAAAUUAAGGAGAGAGAGGUAUGAAAGUUUACUAAAACAGAGAGAAAUGUUAUUAAAAAUUAAAACAGUGUCAAGAAAUCAAAGAUUAGAGCAAAAUUUAGAUAAAGAUUAUUUAGAUAUGUUAAAUGAAGAUGAAAUUCCUGAACCACCUGUUGAUAUUUCAGAAGAGUAUGAUGGGGAUUUUUAUUUUUGUAAUAGAAAAAUAUAUCAUAAUUAUGUAUUUGAAAUUGAAGAUUUGAUAAAAGACGCAGAAAGAGCAUUAGAAGGAAGAAAACACAAAUCAGUAUUAAUUGAAGGGUUAAAAAGGGGAAUAGGUUUACAUUAUGAAGUAUUACCAUAUAAAUUUACAAUUAUAGUAGAAUCUUUAUUUAGGUUAGGAUAUGUUAGAAUUAUAUUUAGUAAUAAAAAUUUAUCCUUAGGUAUUAAUAUACCAUGUAAAUCCAUUAUUUUUUCUGGUCAUACAUUUGAACUUAAUUCUGUUAUGUUUAAGCAAACAUCUGGUAGAGCAGGAAGACGGGGUUUUGAUCUAUAUGGUAAUGUAAUAAUAUGGAAUAUUAAUUUUAAAAAUUUAAGAAGGUUAACUACAUCUCCUUUACAAACCCUCUCAGGUUCAUACUCUGUGAAUUUCACGAACAUAUGUAGAAGUAUGUUAUUAUAUAACUGUUUAAAAAAAAAUAGAGAGAUGGAAGAAUUUAGUUCAAGAAAUAAAGUAAUUGUAAAUAAACCAAAUAGGAAGAAAAAAAAAGAUGAUACCAUGACAGUUGCUGAAAAGGAAGAGUUAUUUGAAAAAAAUAGAAGUGUUAAUGUAAAUUUCUUUAGUAGAAUUAAUGGAAUACUAAGUAUGUUUUACAGCUCGUUGUAUUAUGUAAAUGUGUUUCAACAUAAUCUACAUAAUAAUAAAAGGAAUGAUUUAUUUGAAGAAAGAAGUAGAAGAAAUAUGAAGGAGUUAAAAAACGAUAUUAUGAAUGAAAACAAGUCAUUGAAUGAAAAGAAAUUAAAUGGAAUGAUCAGUAUGGAUACAUGUGCCUCGGAUUUAAUUGUAGAUAAUGAAAAUGUUAUUGUUAAUGAGGAGAAGAUGGAGUAUAUAGAAUACUUAGCGAAUGAGUUCAACCAAUUUAAAGGGAAGAAUGUAUUGUCAAAGUUUAUUAAUAGAAAAUAUGAAUAUAAUGAGUUAAUUUGUGAAUUUAUUGCAAAGAAAAUAAAAAGUGAUGCAAAUGAAAAGAAUAUAAGUGAGAUAUGUUUUAUGAUAAAAAUGCAUUUUCUUAUGUAUAUAAAUAUUCUUAUUGAAAUGGAAUUCCUAGAUGAAGAAUGUAAUAUAAUUAAUUUAACAGAAUUAACAAUAUUUUUAAAAAAAGAAUAUGAUAACAAUUUAGUGUUAACAUAUUUAUUAAUGAAAAAAGUUUUGCAUAACAUUAUAGGUGAUAGUACAUUUUUAAGUUCUAAUGUUAAUUCGAUUUCAUUACCCAAAAUAGUAGAUUCUAUAACGUUUGAAAAAAAUUAUUCUCGUAAUAUAAUAGUAGAUGAUACAUCAAGAGGACAAUUUAUUUUAUUGUUUAUUUUAUCCCAUUUUGUUAAUAGAUUAAAAGAAAAUAAAAUAGCCUUAACUAAUGUGUUAAUAAAUUAUAACUGUACAACCAGAACGAAAUUAGAAUUAUUUAGUUACAAAUAUUUCCCAUUAUUACAUAUGCUACCAGCACCUAUACAUAAACAUAUUAGGUAUUUUGAAACUAUUGUGUUAAGGUAUAUGAUUAACUAUUCAUUGAUAAUUUUAACAAAACUAAAUUUAUUGAAUAGAAAGAAGACUUAUUUGUUACCCUAUACUCACUUGUAUAUUUUCGAGCAACACCCAUCACUUAGUUUGACUGAAAUUUUUCCAAAGGAGAUGAAUUCUGAGUACUUUAAGUUCUAUCAGUCAAAGGUUCAUGAUUAUAAUAUAAGAUCCCCCUUUUUAGCAUCGUUGUACAAAUACGAUAGAUUUGAAAAUUUAAAUGAGUUACUUUAUACGUCCUUACACGACCUAGAUAUACGAAGGAACACUAUCCCAGACAUUUCAGACGACUACAUUUCAUUUUACAAGUUUGAUAAUGGAUUAAUAAAAGAAGAAAAAGUAUGUUUAAAAAAUUCAUAUAUUUUAGAUUAUUAUAUUCACGGAAGAUACCAUGUCCUACGAAGUAAAAACAAACUAGGUCAAUAUAUAUGGUAUAUUUUAGAUAGAUUUAUACAAUCAUUAAAAAACAUAGAACAGUUCAUAUAUGAAGUAAAAAAGGAAAAAUUGCUGUUAUCUUCAGAUGUUUUUUAUACAUGUUUAAAAACAUUAAAAGAGGUUUUGGAAAAAUGUUUCAAAUCGAUUAAUUCUGAUAGCGUAGAUGAAAACAGUUAA